AUGGAGCCAGCAGCGGCCUCGGCGGACUGCACCAAACGCGGCACGACCGCCACGAAGCUCGGGUUGGCCGAAAUGCUCAAGGGUGGAGUCAUCAUGGAUGUAAAGGACGCCCAGCAGGCGCGCAUUGCAGAGAAAGCGGGCGCAUGUGCAGUCAUGGCUCUCGAGAAGAUCCCUGCAGAUAUUCGCCAAUCUGGCGGCGUUGCUCGGAUGUCCGACCCAGCUCUGAUCGAGGACAUUAUGAAAGCUGUCUCAAUUCCCGUGAUGGCCAAGUGCCGGAUUGGGCACUUUGUGGAGGCGCAAGUCCUCGCGGCUGUCGGAGUGGAUUUCAUCGACGAGAGCGAAGUGCUGACCGUGGCUGACGAGGAGAACCACAUCAACAAACACAAAUUCCAAAUCCCCUUCGUGUGCGGCUGCCGCAACCUCGGCGAGGCUCUCCGACGCGUUGCCGAGGGUGCCUCGAUGAUUCGGACCAAAGGCGAAGCAGGGACGGGGAACAUCGUCGAGGCAGUGCGUCACAUUCGCACGGUGAAUCGCGAGAUUGCGUUGCUGACGGCCCUCGAAGACGACGAAGUCUUCUCCUACGCGAAGCAGCUGCAGGCUCCUCUCGCGUUAGUGGAAGAGACGCGACGUCUCGGGCGCCUCCCCGUCGUGAACUUCGCAGCCGGCGGUGUAGCGACACCUGCGGAUGCGGCCCUCUGCAUGCAGUUGGGCGUCGACGGCGUUUUUGUUGGUUCCGGCAUCUUCAAGUCUGCUUGCCCUGAAAAAACAGCCAGAGCGAUUGUCGAGGCCGUGACGCACUACCAGGACGCCGGGCGCCUCGCCGAAGUCUCCAGAAAUCUGGGCGAGGCCAUGGCAGGCCUCACGAUGGAUCGCAUUGAGCGUUGGGCCGGAAGAGACACUUGUGAGACCAAACGGAGACACUGA
Messenger RNA from Neospora caninum, 924 nucleotides. Its product is annotated as Ethylene-inducible protein hever, related. NCBI's taxonomy places the organism in Eukaryota, Apicomplexa, Conoidasida, Eucoccidiorida, Sarcocystidae. The transcript is spliced from 5 exons. Gene Ontology annotation, biological process: pyridoxine biosynthetic process; pyridoxal 5'-phosphate biosynthetic process; amino acid metabolic process. The record is from RefSeq and is a predicted model, not a curated record. Gene Ontology annotation, molecular function: amine-lyase activity. Bases 1 to 924 code for a protein of 307 amino acids.